Cyprinodon variegatus (sheepshead minnow) is the source of this 837-nucleotide messenger RNA. It is a transcript of the gene lnp1, whose product is annotated as leukemia NUP98 fusion partner 1. The record is from RefSeq and is a predicted model, not a curated record. The coding region runs from base 51 to 671 and encodes 206 amino acids. The transcript has 4 exons. NCBI's taxonomy places the organism in Eukaryota, Metazoa, Chordata, Actinopteri, Cyprinodontiformes, Cyprinodontidae.
CUGCUAGACUUGCUGAGCCAAGAGGCUGUCUGUUUGCACGGCCGCUGAUCAUGUCCCUCAGACUGCUGCCUGCUAUCGUGAUGGAAAACGACGAAGAUGAUGAUGGGAACUUCACUAACUGGAUGAGUAGUUACUGGGGUCACGGAUCAGAUUCUGGACAUUCCAGAGAAAGGAAACGCAGUUUCAGACGGCCUUCGAAAACACAAGUUGAUCGGAGAGCAUCACUCCCCACUGUGACACAGUUAGAUGCCAUGAAGCUGAACAGGAUCCACACAGCGUCCAAGGCGGCCAUUCCUAAAAGGAGGGAGGAGAAGGGGGAGGUAAGGCCCCAUCAGAGGGUACAUAGGAUCUCCUCGGAUGAAAGCAACACGGCUAUCCCAGAGAGCCGCAUCACACCCAUUCCAGAGAUCACAGAGUCCUUCCAGAGAAGGCUGUGCCUCAAUGAAAAGAGAACCAUGUCACUGAGCGAUAAAGACAAGGUGUUCCUGAAUUGUCAUGAAGAUCUGUGUAAAAGUGGAGAGAGACUUCAAGAACUACAGUGCACACAUCGCUUCCACAAAGAGUGCAUGGAGCAGUGGCUGUGGAUGAGACAGACAUGCCCAACAUGCCGUGUCCACAUCUCGGUGAUGAGGCCUCUCUACUGUACUUCGUCUCGUACCACUGUCCCAUGAGGAUGUAAUGCCUGCAUCUUACCUCCAGCACAUUGCAAUUACCCCUUCCAGUGCAUGACAACCCUGUUCUAGACCUUCUUCAUGUCUUAGAACAACAAGGACCUUCCAGGAGAAAUACAGACAGACUUUAUCACAUACAACCAAUUACUGAGCUCUGAGAAGACAA